This is a messenger RNA of Klebsormidium nitens, 897 nucleotides long. The record is from the annotation of a GenBank genome assembly. NCBI's taxonomy places the organism in Eukaryota, Viridiplantae, Streptophyta, Klebsormidiophyceae, Klebsormidiales, Klebsormidiaceae.
AUGGCUUCUUCUCGGAGCUUUGGGUCGCUGGUUGUCGAUGAUGGGGCUUCUGGCAGCGGCUCUCGAGCUCAGGUGCCUACACAUGAACUCCGCCUUGCCCUUCUGAAACUGAAAGCCGGAUACAUUGUGGACACGGUAGCAAAGACCCUUGCUGGCGGGAACGCGAGCCAACAUGAGAGCCUCCGGAGAAGUCUGGAUGUGAGUGACCUCGAGGAAGACAAGGAGUAUGGCUGGGUGCUCAAGCUCCAUCAAGUCAGAGGGCACGAGUGGGACGAGAUUGUCUGGGACAACAGGAACUGGAAGAUUGGCAUUGCCCCUGAUUGCGAAGUUGUGCUGAUCAGGAACCAGACCAGUGUCAGGUGUGGGAAGCCUUUCGUCCAGCAUGACCGAGACCUUAGGCCUUCCGAGGCUGAGCUGUGCCACUGGCUUGGCGAGCAGCUCAAGAGUGAUGGCUGGUCGGACAGAAUCACUGAGGAGUGUGUACACGGUCCGGAAUGCUUCUUCCUGUCCCUACCCCUUCCGUAUGUCGAGGAGAGAGCUUCAGCACUUAUGGGCCCCGACGCUCACCAGCUUCCGUUCUUGGAGGCAAUGGCCAACGACUUCAGUGGACAGGGCGUGUUGUGGAGCAUGCCAGCCAUCAUGGUCGGCUCAGGCUGGUUUGGGCUCUCGUAUGAGGUCCAGGAUGGGCUGCGGAGCUACGACCCCACUGGGCGCUGGAAAGACAUCAGUGGCAUAUUCAGGUUCCAGGAGUUCCACGACAUCGUCUACCUGCAAGCCGCCGACUACUGGAAGUUCUUUGACGCCUGCCUCUGCAAGACAUCCUUGGACACCGUGGAGGCAAUCCUGACAGCUGCUUGCCAGAUUGGGAAAUCCCUCCUGACAGCAGAGAUCACCUAC